AAUUCUUCAUCCCAUCUAAUAUCUCAUUUCUUCAUCUUUUCUUUUUUCUUCACCAAAUUUUGUUUGGAGAUACAAACUUAUUGGUUUCUUAUUUUCCAAUCAAGAAUUUCUGUCCACCAAAUAUCAGAAAUAGCGUUGAAUAUGACGGUGGAAGGUGGGUGUCCAACGGAGAUGAAAGCGACGUCUAAUGGCUUGUUUCAAGGCGAUAACCCACUCGAUUUCGCCCUGCCUUUGGCCAUUCUUCAGAUUUGUUUAGUGGUUGUUCUUACUCGUCUUCUUGGUUUGCUUCUCCGACCGAUUAGAGAGCCUCGAGUCAUCGCCGAGAUCGUUGGUGGAAUAUUACUUGGACCAUCAGCGUUAGGUCGUAGCCAGGGAUUUCUACAGAGUGUGUUCCCAGAAAAAAGCCUAACCGUGUUGGAUACAUUAGCUAAUAUGGGUCUUUUGUUCUUCCUUUUUCUCGUUGGACUUGAGUUAGAUCCCAAAUCUCUCCGCCGUACCGGAAAGGGCGCAAUGGGCAUAGCCAUCGCCGGAAUCACUCUCCCUUUCCUCCUCGGCAUCGGUACCUCCUAUGUCCUCCGUUCCACCAUCUCCAAAGGCGUCCAUGGCCCUCCUUUUCUCAUCUUCAUCGGUGUCUCUCUCUCCAUUACUGCUUUUCCCGUCCUCGCUCGUAUCCUAGCUGAACUCAACCUCUUAACCACCAACCUUGGCCGCAUCGCUAUGUCCGCUGCUGCCGUCAACGACGUCGCCGCCUGGAUCCUCCUCGCCCUCGCCAUUGCACUCUCCGGCACUGGCCGUUCUCCUCUUGUCUCCAUCUGGGUUUUCCUCUGUGGCUCUGUUUUUGUCCUGUUUUGCUUCUUCACUCUCCCGCCGGCCUUCCGAUGGAUCUCCCGCCGUUGCUCCAAAGGCGAACCAGUAAGCGAACUCUACAUUUGCGCUACUUUAUCCACCGUCUUAGCCGCUGGAUUCAUCACUGACUUAAUCGGAAUCCAUGCUCUGUUUGGGGCUUUUGUCGUCGGCGUCCUCGUCCCAAAGGACGGCCCACUUGGCGGAGCCCUCGUCGAAAAAGUCGAAGAUCUUGUUUCUAGUUUAUUCCUCCCUCUCUAUUUCGUUUCAAGUGGAUUGAAAACGAACAUUACUACAAUCCAAGGAGCACAAUCAUGGGGUUUGCUCAUUCUAGUAAUUUUCACCGCGUGUUUUGGGAAAAUCAUUGGCACUAUCUUGAUGGCACUCUUUUGCAAGAUGCCACUUCAAGAAUCUCUAGCUUUAGGAUUCUUAAUGAACACCAAAGGGCUUGUGGAACUAAUCGUCUUAAACAUCGGAAAAGACCGAGAAGUUUUGAAUGAUCAAACCUUUGCAAUUCUGGUUUUAAUGGCUGUCAUCACAACCUUCUUCACUACUCCAAUUGUUAUGGCGGUUUACAAGCCGGCCAAGAGGAAUAGCAAAUCUGAAUACACUUAUAAGACAAUUGAGCGAGAUGACUCAAAUUCCGAGCUUCGAAUUUUGGCUUGCUUUCACUCUAUUAAUAACAUUCCUUCGAUUUUGAAUUUGAUUGAGGUGAGUCGUGGGAUGGAGGGUAGUAGUAAGCUUUGUGUUUAUGCAAUGCAUUUGAUGGAGCUGACAGAGAGGUCGUCAGCCAUUGUUAUGGUUCAUCGAGCUAGAAAAAAUGGAAGACCAUUUUGGAACAAAGGAGGUAAGUCAGCUUGUGAUCAAAUUGGUGUGGCUUUUGAGGCUUUCCAGCAGCUUAGUCGAGUGUCCAUACGUCCAAUGACUGCCAUAUCUCGGCUUUCGCAUAUGCAUGAAGAUGUGUGCAAUAGAGCUGAGAGAAAACGCGCCGCAAUUAUCAUCCUCCCAUUCCACAAACACCAAAGAUUUGAUGGAUCUUUGGAAGCAACAAGAGGUGAUUUCCAAUGGGUUAAUCAAAAAGUUUUGGAACAAUCACCAUGUUCCAUCGGAAUCUUGGUUGAUAGAGGAUUUGGAAAUGGGUCUCACAUCUGCGCCAGCAACAUCUCUUCGACCAUAACUGUCUUCUUCUUCGGCGGUCGUGAUGAUCGUGAAGCUCUAGCCUUCGGUCGGAGAAUGGCAGAGCAUUCUAGAAUAACCUUAAAUAUCGUACGUUUCCUUCUGAGCUCGAACAUGGACGUAGAAUCCAUUAUGGUUGACAUGAGCAAAGACGACUGUAAGGGUUCAGCAGUCAUGGAUCAGAAAAUGUUGAUGGAAUUCAAUGGGAAGAAAACCAACAACAAGUCUUUAAGGUAUGAAGAGAGGGUAGUGAGCACAUUCAACGAUGCCAUUGAAGUAAUAAGAGAGUUCAGUAGAUGCAAUUUGAUAUUGGUGGGUCAAUCGCCAGAAGGGCAAGUAGUGGAGUGUCUUCGUUUCAAGAUCAAUGUCGAAUGCCCGGAGUUAGGUCCUGUCGGUAGCUUGUUGACAUCAAUGGAGCUAUCAACAUCAGCUUCAAUCUUGGUUGUAAAACAGUUUCGUGGUCCAUUGUUGUCUUCUUCAUUCACGUCUACAGAGAUGGUAUUACCCAAGGAAGAUAAGUAGUAACAAAAUCCCCUAUAAAAUUUAUAGUAUCAAGAGAGUAUGAAUGCUCUUUCUAUUCACUCUUUGCCAAAUUAAUUUCAUUUUUGAAUUGAUGCAACGUAUAUCAAUAUUGAAGAAUUAUUUAUAAAAAAAAAUUUAUAGUGUGAUCAUUAGAAGGAGUGUGUACAUUCAUGGUGUUAGAGAUUUUCUAUUGUAAACUGUACAGAUCGAAAAAAGAGGAACGUUCGGAGCCUAUUUGAUGGUGUUUCAUUUUC
Benincasa hispida (wax gourd) is the source of this 2795-nucleotide messenger RNA. Its product is annotated as cation/H(+) antiporter 18-like. Gene Ontology annotation, biological process: proton transmembrane transport; regulation of pH. NCBI's taxonomy places the organism in Eukaryota, Viridiplantae, Streptophyta, Magnoliopsida, Cucurbitales, Cucurbitaceae. Gene Ontology annotation, cellular component: membrane; endomembrane system. Gene Ontology annotation, molecular function: antiporter activity. The record is from RefSeq and is a predicted model, not a curated record.